Anguilla rostrata (American eel) is the source of this 5097-nucleotide messenger RNA. Its product is annotated as ATM interactor-like. Gene Ontology annotation, cellular component: nucleus. Gene Ontology annotation, biological process: regulation of transcription by RNA polymerase II. Lineage: Eukaryota; Metazoa; Chordata; Actinopteri; Anguilliformes; Anguillidae. Bases 110 to 2431 code for a protein of 773 amino acids. The record is from RefSeq and is a predicted model, not a curated record. Gene Ontology annotation, molecular function: transcription cis-regulatory region binding; DNA-binding transcription factor activity, RNA polymerase II-specific. The transcript has 5 exons.
AAAAGAUGUGCACAACUCAGAAACUGCGGAGGAGUCCGUUAAUUGGUCGCAGUAGUUACAGCACAAAGCCUCAGGAUGCAGGGCUGACUGUUCUGACUGACAACGGAACAUGGCUGCCGCCUCAGAGAGCAGAGCACAUCCAUACUUCGACAAUGCCGGCACCGACAGCGUAAAAGAUAACAAAGAUAAGAAUUCACAGCCAAAGGAAAUUAUAAAGCCCUCCAUCAUGGAGCUAACCAAAGAGGUGCGGACGAAUAUCCUCUGCACCGUGGAAGGAUGUGGCAAGAUUCUCCCGAACACUCCAGCUCUGAACAUGCAUCUUGUCAAAUCACACAGGGUCAAGGAUGGUCUUGUUAACCCCACAGUGAGGAAGAGCACGAAGGGGUCACAGAAGCUCUACUGUUGUCCGGUAGAAGGCUGUCCAAGAGGACCCAACAGACCUUUCUCUCAGUUUUCUCUGGUUAAACAGCACUUCAUGAAGAUGCACGCAGAAAAGAAGCACAAAUGCACCACAUGCAGCAACUGUUACAGCACUGAGUGGGACCUGAGGAGGCAUGCUGAGGAUUGUGGGAAGACCUUUCACUGCACCUGCGGCUGCCCUUAUGCCAGCAGAGCUGCAUUGCUGUCUCACAUUUAUAGGACAGGCCAUGAGCUUCCUACAGAGCACAGGUAUCCCCCAGUCAAAAAAAGGAAGAUGGAGGGAUUGCUAAAUGGUGCCACAAAAGCCAGGCCCAGUGAGCAUGUGUAUCAAGUAGUUAACAGGGGAAAAAAGCUUCUUUCUCACAUGUUGAUUUCAGCUGAUGCAGCCUCUCACUCAGAGUUUGGGAGCCAAAACUCCAGUUCCACAAAAAACAUCCCAAAGCUUCUGCUGCCUAAACCAAAGAUGGCCCUGGUGAAUGUUCCUGUGAUGCAGUUUGCCCGCGUACCAGUUCUCCUCUCCUCAGCAGAUAGUAAUGCCAUGAGAUCGGUCCUCCUGACUGUGGACAGACAAGGCUCUGUAAUGAGUGCCAUCCACCUUCUUCCUCAGUCCAUGGAAGCAGUGAUACCAGCCCUGGGUACAAGGACUUUGAGUUCCAGAGACACCAUGCCUGUUUCCAGCCUUGGACUGGAUGGUGUGAGCGUUGGAGUCCAAGUAAACUUGGAGAGUGCCAGCUAUGACCAUAACCUGGCAAGUGACAUGGGACACAGGGGAAAGAGCACAUCUACUGAUAUCCAGACAGAUAUAACUUAUCUCUCAAAGGUCCACCAACCAGCACCACUGUGCUUUCUUGGCGAGGCCUUGGUUUCAUCUUGCUCCCAGACAGACAUUAGUGUUGCCGCUCAGGUCCAGCUUCCUGUCAGCGUGGAGACGCAGACUUUGCCACCAUCGUCCAAAAUCACCUCCUCCUCCUGUGCACAAACAGACACUUUAGGCCAGACAUACUCCUCCUCAGACCAUGUCACCAGGGAAACGCAGACAAAUUACAGCCUGGCCAUCUCUGAAGAUGGAAGGCAGAUAGACCAAACUGUGAUGUGCACAGAAAUAUUCAAUAGUGAGGCCCUCAGUGUUUCGACUCAACCUGUCUCAGAGGAAGGAAUUUUCAGAACUGACAACGCUGUAGAGGAACCUCUGAAUGGCAGUGACUCCUGUCCGUAUGACGCCAAGUCUAGUGGGAUGAUGAGCUUCAGUGCCCAGACUGACCUGCUCCACCAGAACCCUAUGGCAGACAACCAGACACAGACUAUGACAUUGUUCAGUGACAUUGAGAAAAUGCUGUCUGAUAGUAUGGACAGCAGUGCACUGGAGAACCACAGCGCACUGUCAGAUACCACAGCUAGCUGCGAAGUGGAACUAGCAUCCGACCAAGAACAAACGCCUGGUAUCGACUUUGACUUUGAAGAGUUUUUAAACACUGUGCAUAUUCAAACCCAGACAGAGGAGAGUGAGCUUCUCACCUUGAACACUGAAACUCAUUUGGAGUCACUUGACAUCGAAACUCAGACAGACUUCCUCUUCUUCAACCACCUGCCAGACAGUGAUGAAAAUGGAAGAGCCCAUUCCAACGAUCUUGGCCUUGAGAUGUUCGACACGCAGACACAAACUGAUCUCAACUUCCUCUUGGAUACAACCAGCCACAUACCCCUGGGGAACUUCCUAAAGCAGUCAAGCUUCUCUGUGAGCACUGAGUCCACAGACAUCGAGACCCAAACUGACAUCAAUGCCAUGUUCCAACCUGCUGCUGAUGGCAGUCAGGUAAAGCUGAGCAGCACAGAGACGCAAACAAUGACCAGCUCUUUUGAGAGCCUGGGCAGCCUGUUUCUGACCAGCAAUGAGACCCAGACGGUAAUGGACGACUUUCUGACUGCCGACCUUGCCUGGAACAUGGAGUCUCAUUUCAGCUCUGUGGAAACCCAAACCAGUGAUGAGUUCUUGUCUCUCUCCACGCUCUGAGGAACUCAACCCCUGAGUAUUCCUGGUGUCAGUCACUGUAAGGGCAGUUCCUAAGCCAGUUGAGGUGGGGGUGGGGAUCUUUCAUCCCAGUGAGGCUUUACACUGUGACCUCAUGGGUAACAUGGUCAAAAUAGAAGAGGUUCCUAGGAAUUUUGUUCUGGUAGAUCACAUUUCAAGAUUUUUUUGUGACAUCCAAAGCACUUUAUAAUUUCAUGCGCUGCUUUUUACACGUUACUAAUUUGCACAAAAACAAAUUGAGUAUUUUACUGUACAGUAUCUAUUUAUUCCAAUUUGAACACUAAUAUGUGUGGUUGGUGAAAAUGCUUACCUCCUGUGAGAAUAAAUGUGUAUUUUCAGAUUGAGACUAAAUAGAGAUUAAUAUUUGGAAUCACAGGGUGCUUUAUGCUCAGCAUUUUUUAAAUGCUUAUGCUUGUGUAGUCUAUUGCUACAGAACAGCACCAGUUAGACUGUUUGUUGCAGGUGAAGCUACAGACUUUUAUCCUUGAUUUACUGAUAGCAGGGUGACUGUUUCCACUGAUGGAAACAUCGGCACUGUAAAGAAUGCUUUGUCAAAACUUGAUUUCAGCUACACCAGUGACUCUUACAGUAAGUACACUGCAUUUCCAUAAGUUUGUGGACACCCCUUCUAAUUGGUGGUUUCAGGUAUUUCAACACCACCCAUUGCUAACAGGUGAAUAAAAUCAAGCAUACGGCCAUGCAAUCUCCAGUGACAAACAUUGGCAAUAGAAUUGGUCAUACUGUGACUUUCAACGUGGCAUUGUCAUAGCAUGCCACCUUUCCAACAGGUUAGCUCAUCAAAUGUAUAGAAGCUCAGCUGUGAAGCGGUAGGCCACAAGAACUCACAGAACAGGAACACCAAGUGCUGAAGCAUGUUACAUUACAUUACAUUACAGGCAUUUGGCAGACGCUCUUAUCCAGAGCGACGUACAACAAAGUGUGUAACCAUAACCAGGAACAAGUGUGUCGAAAACCCUAGAGAGAAGUACGGUUCCAAGUGCAGGGAACAACCGCAUAGUAGCGUUGUUCCCUGCAUGUAGCGUGUAAAAAUCAUCUGUCUUUGGUUGCAACACUCGCUGCAGAGUUCCAUACUACCUCUGGAAACAACAUAAGCACAAGAACUGUUUGUCAAGAGCAUCAUAAAAUGGGUUUCCAUGGCUGAGGAGCCAUGCACAACCCUAAGAUCACCAAGUGCAAUGCCAAGCAUUUGCUGGAGUGGUAUAAAGCACACUGCCACUGGAGUCGUGGAAAUGAGUUCUCUAGAGUGAUGAAUCUUGGUUUAGCGGAACGCAUAGUGCCAACUGUCCUGGUCCAAAUAGUGCCAACGGUAAAGUCUGGUGGAGGAGGAAUAAUGGCCAAGGACGGUUUCAUGGUUUGGGCUUGGCCCCUUAGGUCCAGUGAAGGUAAAUCUUAAUGCUACAGCAUAGAAUGACAUUCUAGAGAAUUGCUUCCAACUUUGUGGCAACAGUUUAGGCAAGGUUCUGUUUCAGCAUGACAAUGCUCCCGUGGACAAAGCAAGGUCCAUAAAGAAAUAGUUUGCUGAGUUUGGCGUGGAAGAACUUGACUACCCCAUCAAACACCUUUGGGAUGAAUUGGAAUGCCGAUUGCGAGCCAGGCCUUCCCAGAAGAGUGGAGGCUAUUACAGCAGCAAAGGGAGGCCCAUGUUGAUGCUCAUAAUUUUAGAAUGAAAUGUUCAACAAGUACAUAUGGAUGUGAUGUUCAGGUGUCCACAUACUUUUGGAAAUGUAGUUUAUGUGGAGAUCAUUUAUGCCUACAGCAGGAUUUUGAAGGCAUUAAUGCAGAAGACACACACUCCCAUCACUUCCUAUGCUGCGUGUUGCACACUGUAUUUGGUCUUUUCAUUUUAGCAUGCCUUCCAUUUUUAUGAAGCAUGAUUCAAAAGAUUCUUUGCCCUGUUGAACCUUGUUGCAUGAAUACUGAGCCUGAAAAUACUUUUAAUGAUUUGUGUUCUAUACUUAUUAAGGCCAAUCCACAUGCUGUGAAAAAGGACUCCCAAAACAAUAGACCCUUGCAGGGUCCACAAAAUCCUGUAUAGUGGACCUAAGCAUUGUUCUUCUAAUACCAAUGUAGUUGCUGUCACUUUAAUAAUGCUCUGACAUGACUUCUUGUUUUAUAUUAUGAGCUUUCAUGAAAGAGUUGGAAAAUUCAUAAUUGAUGAUAAAAUGUUUUCAAGUCAUUUGAUGUUAUAUGAAUUUGCACAUACUGUUCAGUAUUGCAUCUAUUUUUUGUUGUUUGGUGGGUGCCUUACAAUAUGUGUGGUACUGAAUAUUUUUGUUGUUGCUUUUCAACAAAUUCAACACUGUGCUGCUUCUUAAGGAAGGGACCCAGACUGAAAAGUUAUUUCCUUAAUUAUGUAUGCAGAAUAUAUUGUAAACCUAAUAGAUUCAUAUUUCAGCAGUUUUGUUGUAUAUUUUUCUUCAGUGUCAAAUGUGAAAAUUUGAGUAUUCUUAUUCUAAGUUUGUUGGUAAAGCACAGUAUUUUUGAUCCAGUUUUUUUUCUGGUGUCCCAGAAUGCUAUGCAGGACUCUGAUAUCAUGGAACCAUUCCUUGUGCUGUUCUUUGGUUUUUGUUCUUUUGGUUUUUUCUUUGGUCUGUUUACUGUGUGCAUCAGACACAUGGAAUAGUCCU